UUACGAAUGAUGAAUGAAAUGAUGAAUUCAUUUCAAUUGAAUUUCAGUGUGAAUCUGUUGAAUGACUGCGUAAUGACGUUCACCAAUGAUGAGAAACGAAUCGUUGUUUAUGCGGCUUUAAAGCGAAGAACAUUAAUUUGUAUGGCCGAUGAGGUGAGAUAUAAGUGGAAACAUGGAGUACUGUCGCAGCAUGUUCCUGGACGGCGAAUUGCGUUAACAAUGAGGGAGGCGAGUCCAACUUUUAAGGAAGGUGGCGAAUUGUAUGAGAAGUUUGGCAAAGAGCUGAUCCGACUAUCAAACGUACGAAUCGCAUUUAGUAACGAACUGACAUAG
This is a messenger RNA of Anisakis simplex (herring worm), 333 nucleotides long. The record is from the annotation of a GenBank genome assembly. Lineage: Eukaryota; Metazoa; Nematoda; Chromadorea; Rhabditida; Anisakidae.